This is a messenger RNA of Suillus subaureus, 519 nucleotides long. RefSeq lists its product as uncharacterized. NCBI's taxonomy places the organism in Eukaryota, Fungi, Basidiomycota, Agaricomycetes, Boletales, Suillaceae. The coding region runs from base 1 to 519 and encodes 172 amino acids. The record is from RefSeq and is a predicted model, not a curated record. The transcript is spliced from 7 exons.
AUGGUGGUUAUACCACAGAAUGGGCCCCUCAUAUUCUCCAACCUUAUUUGCUUACGACUCGGAAGCCGUGGCGGCGGAUCAUUAGAUCGUGGGGUGCUCUGUCACGACUGGUGGGGCGCCUUGGCCAAAAGGCGGAAGACUCCGGCAUUGACCCCAACACCCAGCGGAAAAUUUUCAUACUUGGUGGCGAAAACGAAUGGCAGCCGACUAACGUCGGUUGAUUUCGUGGUUAACGGCUUGAGUUGUAUUAAAAUACCUCAAACCUUUUUUAAGAAAUUGGGAGCUGAAGACGAGCAGCUCAUCAGUUUUACGUUGUUCUCGUGGGACAAACGCCACAAUCAUGAUAAACUAAGUUUGAGUAUGACACUCGACGUUGCACUCGAUCAAUUAAUCAAGUCUGGAACCAUCCUGUUUACAGCUAAUAUUCUAGGCCAACCCUCGGUAUUCCUCGGUGCAGCCAACCGUCUUAUUAUUGUUGUUAGCCAGCAAUACCGCGCUGCGCCGGUUUUGCCACCCUAA